UAUAAAAUCCCACUUCCACCCACUUCCAAAACCCCUUUGAAGUCACACUGGAAGUGGAACUCUCUCCCCAUUGUCAGGCCGCACCUUCUCUUUCGUCGAAAAACCUCGCCGGCGGUCAGAUCUACACACAGGCACCGGUAAUGACAAACAACUAGAUCUCUUCGAAAAGCACCGACAGAGGCUAGAUUUGUCCUCCGGUGGUCAGAUCUAAGUUCAAAUUAGAAAGGAAUCGAGAGGAGUCUCGGUGGAACCUUCAUCUUCAUCUUUGCUUGGAUCGAGGAGUCAAAGCUAUCAGGAAUGAACAAUACUGAAGGUGCACAGGGUGAGAAGCGAAAAGGAACACCAAACAAAAGAUGGACAAAAGAAAUGGAUAAUGUCUUGAUACCAUUACUUGCAGACAUGGCAAGAAGUGGUUUAAAAGUUGACAAAUCCUUCAAACGCCAGGCAUUUGUAGAAGCAGCUAAUGUUGUCAAUAAGAAGAAGUUGGUGCUAGAAGAUGAGACCUACCGUACAUAUGUGGAGGGACAACCAAAAGCUAAGGAGUAUUUAAACAAGCCUAUACCCUUUUUUGAUGAGCUACGUUUGGUUGCUGGAGAUGAUCACGCUACUGGUGACUAUGCACGGACCAUCUUUGACCAAUUUGGUAGUACACCAGGUGAGGAUGAGAGUGCACCUCCACUCAAUACACCAUUAGAUGGCGAACCUAUGGAAACAGAAAAUGAAAGACACGAAGCACUAAGGGCUUCUACAAAUAAGACCACUGCUAGGGCUACCCGUAGAACAAGGACUAAUGGUGAAAAUGGUUUAGGAGAAAACAUUGGAGAAAAGAUAGGUGAGUUGGCGGCAUCAAUAGAUAGGAAUAGAAAAAGGACAUGGAAAGAGAAACUUGCUGAUGUGUUGUGGAAUAUGGAAGGUUAUAGUGACGAUGACAUGGAAAUGGUCUACAAUAAGUUAAUCGACAACAAAAAAGAGGCCGAGAACUUCUACUUGAGGAAACCAUCUCUCUGAAAAACAUGGAUAGAUAAUUUUAUUGCUUCCAUGAGAAAUUCUAGCCCUUGAGGAGAUCAUCAUACUAGGUUGUUCUUUGGAAUGGUGGAUGGCAUAAGGUUUUCUUUGAAGUGAUGGAUGGCAAAUAUUUUUGUUGAAGGAAGUGAAUCUUGAAUGAGACAAUUACUAUUUUGGUUUAUAUUUGUAAGAAUGUUGUAUGGAUUUU
Messenger RNA from Dioscorea cayenensis subsp. rotundata (Guinea yam), 1213 nucleotides. RefSeq lists its product as uncharacterized. The coding region runs from base 298 to 1008 and encodes 236 amino acids. The record is from RefSeq and is a predicted model, not a curated record. The transcript is spliced from 6 exons. NCBI's taxonomy places the organism in Eukaryota, Viridiplantae, Streptophyta, Magnoliopsida, Dioscoreales, Dioscoreaceae.